This is a messenger RNA of Rotaria sp. Silwood2, 1164 nucleotides long. The record is from the annotation of a GenBank genome assembly. NCBI's taxonomy places the organism in Eukaryota, Metazoa, Rotifera, Eurotatoria, Philodinida, Philodinidae.
AUGUCUGUUGAAUCAAAAAUAUUGUUUAAUGAUUUGCCUACUGAAAUUAUUUUUCAUAUAUUUGAUUAUUUAUCAAAUAAUGAUAUUAUUUAUACAUUCUUUUAUUUAAAUCAACGAUUAAAUAAUGUAUUAUUAAACAAUAAACGUUAUUUAAACUAUUUCGAAUUACCAACAACAAAUAUAAGUAUUUGGAAAAAUAUUCUUUCAAACAUAGUUUCACAAAUAGAAAUAUUAAAUAUUUCAACAAUUGAUAUAACAUUUCAAUUGUCAUUAUUUCCAAAUUUAAAAUCCAUCAUAAUAAGUUCAUCACAUGGUUUUCCAGAUGAAGAAUUAAUAUCAAUUAUUGAAUGUGAUAUAUUUAAAUAUUUACAUUGUUUAAUAAUAAAAGAAAAUAAAAUAUUUCCUGAUCCUGUUAGUGAGAAUUUUAUAAUUAAACAAAAUAUUAUUUUAAAAAAAAUUUUCAAUUAUAAAAAUUCCUUAAAAACUUUUCAAUAUUCAUCAGUAAUACCACCAUUAGCACAAACAGAUAUAAAUACAUUUCAAAUAUAUAUUUCUUUAUAUUCGUUAACAUUAAUAUUAACUGAUUUUAAAGAUAUAUAUUCAGUGAUUUUUUAUACACCAAAUUUAAAAUAUUUAAAUAUUCAAUGUGAAUCACCUUAUCAACAUCAUAAUCCAAUUAUCAAUAUAAAUAUAAAAUUAAAACAAUUUUAUUUAAAACUAAUACAAAAGUUAUCACCAUCUUAUGGACGAAGACCUUUUCAAAUUGAUUUUAAUCAAUUAUUCAAUUGUAUAAAACAGUUUUCAUCAUCAUUAGUUUGUUUAUCACUCGAUUUCGUUGAAUUGAAUAUUGAAACUGAAGAUGAAUUUCCAUUUAAUAGUAUCAAACUUCAACAACUGUUAGAAUCUAUGAGAGAACUUAAAAAUUUUUAUCUCUAUGCUAAAUUAUAUACGAAUUCUUAUAAUGCUAAUCAUAUUCUAUCAAAGUUUAAAAAUCAAUAUUAUCUUGAUCAUAAUUUAUCAUUUGGAAUGCAUUUAAAUUAUUUUUAUACAUUACCAUUUCAUUUUGACCAUCUUUAUGAAAUUUAUAAUAAUUUUAAUGAUAUUAAAUCAAAUCAUCCAGAAAUUUUUCAUUUGAUAAUUUUUCAUAAUUUCAUUCAUAUCUAA